Messenger RNA from Heteronotia binoei (common prickly gecko), 2147 nucleotides. RefSeq names its product CWC25 spliceosome associated protein homolog (gene CWC25). The coding region runs from base 143 to 1351 and encodes 402 amino acids. NCBI's taxonomy places the organism in Eukaryota, Metazoa, Chordata, Lepidosauria, Squamata, Gekkonidae. Gene Ontology annotation, cellular component: U2-type spliceosomal complex. The record is from RefSeq and is a predicted model, not a curated record. Gene Ontology annotation, biological process: mRNA splicing, via spliceosome. The transcript is spliced from 10 exons.
AAGGGCGGCUGCGCAAGGAGAGGCGUCCUUGCUGAGGAUUCCUUCCGCUUCCGGGGGCGGGCGGGCAGGCACCGAGGGCAGUCCGGAAGGCGCGCCGGCCCAUCCCGCAGCUCCUCGGGCGGACGGAAGAGCGGAGGCCGCGAUGGGCGGCGGAGACCUGAACUUGAAGAAGAGCUGGCAUCCACAGACCCUACGCAAUGUGGAAAAAGUCUGGAAGGCAGAACAGAAACAUGAAGCCGAGCGAAAGAAAAUCGAAGAGCUGCAGCGGGAAUUACGAGAGGAGCGAGCGCGGGAAGAAAUGCAGCGUUACGCAGAGGAUGUGGGCGCCAUCAAGAAAAAAGAUGAGAAGUUGGACUGGAUGUAUCAAGGGCCGGGGGGCAUGGUGAACAGAGAGGAAUACCUUAUGGGCCGCCCAGUUGAUAAGUAUGUCUUCCAGGCGAUGGACGAUAAGGAAGCAGGCUGUUCCUCAGAGACUGGCCUUCUGCCUGGCUCAAUCUUUGCCCCAACAGGUGCCAACUCUGCCUUGGAUAUGGCCAGCAAAAUUCGAGAAGAUCCCCUUUUCAUGAUAAGGAAGAGGGAGGAGGAGAAGAAGCGUGAAGUUCUGAAUAACCCAGUAAAAAUGAAGAAAAUCAAAGAACUGCUGCAAAGCAGUUUGGAAAAAAAGAAGAAGAGGAAGAAAGAGAAGAAAAAGAAGCACAAGAAGCACAGACACCAACGUCUAAGCAUCAGUGAAGAUGAACAGAGUAAAGCCAAGUCUGGUGAGAAAACUGACAGCUCGUCAUCGUGGUCCCUUCAUCCCAAAAUAUCAGGCUAUGGUUUGCAGGUUCGUGGGGAUGACCAUGAGAGGGCGUUUUCCCACAAGCCUGCCAAAAGUCCCAGGUCGGAGAGCCUGUGCCAGUCGCCGCAGAAGUACAGUAGCAAGAUGAGCUCGUGUGAGGCAGAAUACAGAAGGCCAAGAUCACCUCUAGGGAACACUAAACAGCAUAACAGCAAGGAGGAGAAGGCCAGAACCGGUGGCAGGAGCCCCCCUCCUAAGAAAGAAGGCUACAGAAGACAGCAGGCCUCUGGAUAUACCAGAAAUCUCUCCGCUGAGGAGCUGGAGUGGAAGCGGCAAGAAAUGAUGGCAAAUGCUAAGUGGCGGGAAGAAGAGAGAGCAAAUGCUGUGAGGAAACACCAGAAAGAAGAAGCGCGACAGCAAGAGUGGGAGAAGCUGGGCAGAAGUGACGGGAAGUUCAUACACCACAUGAAGCUAGAGAGUGCGUCCACCUCUCUUGAGGAAAGGGUCAAGAGGAACAUUCACUCUAUUCAAAGGACACCAGCAGCUCUAGAAAAAAACUUCAUGCGAAGAUGACUAUGUUUUCCCUUCUUUCACCAACCCACUAAGGAGAACAGAUUGGGAGAAAGUGCUUAACCGUUCCUCCAGAUUGUGGGGGAUGGGAAUCAGGCCUUCUUUGCCUUCCCUGUGAUGGGGGGGGACACGGUGAGCCCAGUUUUAGACUGGGCUGUCGUAAAGAUCUUAGACCAAACUCGGGUCCAGGUGCGAUGUGCUCCGUGCAGACAGAUUGGACUGGAGUGCCUGCGCUUUCUUUCCUUCCUGAUUCCACAGCAAGACGGAAGGGGCCUCUCUGCAGAAGAGUAUCCCAAAAGGCUUUGUUUUUCUCCCAAGGAUUUCAUGAUGGUUUGGAAGGGGCAGGCUGACCAAACAGGUUAAAUUUUAUGAACUGAUAAGGCUUCUAGGCCUUUGGGGCAGAGUCUGGUUUGCUCAGGCUUCAGGCAAGUCCAGGCAGAAGAGAGAAUCGUGUCAUUCGUGUGUCUGUUUCUGACGGCUUUUCUGUCAUUCUUGUCAUCCCCACUUAUCUUGGGGCUUUCAAAUGAGACCUGCCAUGUGACUAGCGAGUGCUACAUGAACCAGGGUCCUAGUUUUGUACCUAGAAGGGAGUCUAUUUUUAUGAAGGCUUUGUACUGGAUAUAUGCCUGCUUCUGUUUCCAAAGCAAGUGGGCAAGCUCAUUUUCCUGGAGAACAGGCAAAAAAUGGCACUUGACCAAAUGACACAUUAUUACCGCAAUCUUGUGUGUGUUAAUACCACUGUUACAUGUAAAAUGUUGGAGUCUGUGUAUUUGGCUGGCAUUAAAAUAUUCGUGAAGUA